AUGGAGCUGGCGUGGCACCUCUACCCGCCCGCGGGGCUGCUCGUCGAGACGCCGCUCAAGGCGGACCCACAGACACACGCGACGACGUCCAAGUGGCGUCAGCAUCGCGUGUCGACGGCCAUCUUUGUCGUGUCUUGCGUAGCGACCGCGGUCGUGCUUAUCGACUUGACCAUGGUUGGCAACGCGCCCACGACGCAGCCAGCCUCGGUGACGAUUGCUGCAAACGCCACCGUGGCGACCGCAGCUUUGGCAGCGUCGAGAACGGGUGAUCCACCAAGCCCCCCGCUGCUAGUGUUGCUUCUCGUCAUUCUCGUCAUUCUCGUUGGAGCUGGUGCGUACUUAAUGCACCGCCGGGCCCAGUCCAUCAAGGUUCUCGACCAAGAGGAACCAAAGCCCGUUUGUCUCACUGCCGAGUCGGCGCCUUUGUAA
Molecule: messenger RNA, 429 nt
Organism: Saprolegnia parasitica CBS 223.65
Lineage: Eukaryota; Oomycota; Saprolegniomycetes; Saprolegniales; Saprolegniaceae
Exons: 1
Coding region: 1-429 (142 amino acids)
Source: RefSeq, a predicted model, not a curated record